AGAGAGAGAGAGAGAGAGAGAGAGAGAGACAAAACAUGAGCUGUGCGAUAGAAGCAGGAAACGUUUUAUUCACGCGGCCUUAAGUCGAGCAAAACGAGCGAAUUCCCGAACGACAACUCGCUUUUUUUUACUUAUUUGAGAAGGAAACUAUUAGCAGAACGCAGUGCUUUUGCCGCUGCUGGAUCUUCGUUGGAACAGGAAGAAAUCCCCCUGCUUGCGUAAGAGAAAAAAAACAGACCGAAAAGACUCCGGUGCGUGAGUACGGGGAGGAAAGUUUUCCCGUCUGAAAAGCGAAUGAACUCGGCUGAAAUCGCCACGCGUGAACCAUGCACGCGUUGUACAGCGUGGGGUAGCCGCGUCGUGUCCUGCUUUUGAAGGGAUUUCGGAGACCUGUGCAAAGUUUCACGGGGGUUUGUUCUCAUGCGACACAAGACGGACGGUAGAAACGGAUCCCGUCACGCGCUCGCUUAGAGCCAUUGUUCGCAAGCUUUUUCGCUGGGGGAUUCUGCGUUCCUAGAACCGGGCAACCAGGGAGACAACUUGGUUGGAUUUACAUUUAUGCGUUUCUACUUUUUUCCCAUGGUCACUUCAUCAUCGUUCCCCACCAUCAGGAUGCACGUCUUUCUGAAAUGCGUGUUGAUCUCGCAGCUCGCGCUGCUGCUGCUGGCGACCAGCGGCCGGGCGCUGCUGUGUUUGCCCUGCGACGAGUCCAAGUGCGAGGAGCCGAAGCAGUGUGUCGGCGCCGUGGUGCCUGGUAUCUGUGGCUGCUGCUCCGUGUGCGCCAAGCAGAAGAACGAGAGCUGCGGCGGGGUGUACGGCCUGUACGGCACGUGCGACGCGGGGCUGCGGUGCGUGAUCAGACCCCCGCUCGACGGCGGCUCCAUCACGCAGUACGAAGUCGGAGUUUGCGAAGAUGAAAACUGGGAUGACGACCAGCUCUUGGGAUUUGAACCGUGCAACGAGAACCUGGUUACAGGCUGUAACAUAAUCGACGGGAGGUGUGAAUGUGACAGCGUACGAACAUGCAACAACCCAUUUGAGUUUGCCAGUGAAGAGGCUUGUCAGACAGCCCUGAAGAAGAUUGAAGAGGAAAGGCCGGACUGCUCUAAAGCCAGGUGUGAGGUACAGUUCUCUCCCCGUUGUCCUGAGGACUCAGUGCUGAUUGAAGGUUAUGCCCCACCUGGCGAAUGCUGCCCUCUGCCCAGUCGCUGUGUGUGCAGUCCUGCUGGGUGUCUGAGAAAAGUGUGCCAACCUGGCUACCUCAACAUCCUUGUAUCCAAAAGCUCUGGCAAACCCGGAGAAUGCUGCGACCUGUACGAGUGCAAGCCAGUUUUCAGUGUGGACUGCAGCACGGUGGAAUGUCCUCCUGUACAGCCCAUGCAGUGUCCAGCAGACAGCUACGAAACCCAGGUCAGGCUCACAGCAGACGGCUGCUGCACACUACCUACCAGGUGUGAGUGUUUGCCUGGUGUCUGCACCUUCCCACAGUGCUCAGCAGGGACGUUGCCCCACUUAGUUUCCCGUGGUGAUGGAACACCGGGACGAUGCUGUGAUGUGUACGAGUGUGUCAAUGAGACUAAGCCAGCCUGUAUCUUCAGUGGAGUGGAGUAUCGUGAUGGUGACAUGUUCAGGAUGGAUGCUUGCCAUUUCUGCCGCUGCCAGGGCGGUGUAUCAGUGUGUUUCACGGCACAGUGCGGCGUCCUCCACUGCGAACGAUACUACGUACCAGAGGGAGAGUGCUGUCCUGUCUGUGAAGAUCCUAUCUUCCCUGCGCUGAAUUUCGCCGGCUGCUAUGUGAAUGGCCAGAUCCUGGCUCAUGGGGAUCACUGGCGAGAGGACGACUGCACAUUCUGUCAGUGUGUGAGUGGCGAAGCGCGCUGUGUAGCUGCUGCCUGCGGCCAUAACUGCCUCCACCCGGUCACAGUGCCUGGAGAAUGCUGUCCUGUGUGCGAGGAGCCCACCUAUAUCACCAUGGCGCCCCCUGGCUGCAGCUUGCUGGAGAACUGCACGCUAACGGAGAAGGAAUGUGCCUUUGGCUUCCGGCUUGACUCGCACGGAUGCCGCACCUGCAGCUGCAAGACAAGAGAGGAACUUUGCAGUGCUCUGAUCUCGGGCUGCACCUUGAAGUGUCCACUCGGGUUCCAGAUAGACGCCAACGGCUGUGCCAUGUGUCAGUGCCGGCAUCGCCAUAAGAAGUGCAAGCCAGUAGCCUGCGCCAAGGACUGCCCCUUCGGCUUUGUUAAAAACAAGCAUGGCUGUGAUACCUGUCGCUGUAAAAAAUGCCCUGAACUGCCAUGUGACAAAUCCUGUCCAGUGGGCUUCCAGCAAGAAGAACAGGGUUGUCUGAUUUGCCGGUGCAGAGACCAGGCUUCUCCUCUUGGUCCCUCUGUUAAGCUGGGCUCUUGUCUCUCUAUGGAUGGUCGGAGACAUGAGAAUGGUCAAAGCUGGCACGAUGGCUGCAGGGAGUGCUACUGCCACGAUGGCCGAGAGAUGUGUGCCCUGAUCUCCUGCCCUGUGCCUAACUGUGACAACCCGAGCAUCCGCGCUAGCCAGUGCUGUCCCUCCUGCCCAGAUGAGUCUGGCUCUCACAGGCCAGAGCUGAGUGAGGCGUCUGUGUGUCUCGCUCCGGGUGGAGAGUAUUUUGUGGAAGGAGAGACGUGGAACAUUGACUCAUGUACGCAGUGCACCUGCCACAGCGGCCGCGUGCUGUGCGAGACCGAGGUGUGUCCUCCUCUGCUCUGCCAGAGCCCAAUCAGAACACAGGACUCCUGCUGCCCGCACUGCCCAGACGAGCCGCUCACUCCGCCAGCUCCCAGCAACAACAGCAUGCCCAGUUACUGCCGCAACGAGGAGGGGGACAUCUUUCUGGCAGCCGAGUCCUGGAAGCCCAACGUUUGCUCCAGUUGUGUGUGUAUGGAUGGAGUCAUCAGCUGUUUCUCAGAGUCCUGCCCUCCGGUCAACUGUGCCCGGCCUGUCCUGCGCAAGGGCCAGUGCUGCCCCUAUUGCCUAGAUGCCACACCAAGAGCUGUGUGCCACUUCAACGGGAAAACAUAUGUGGAUGAAGAGCGCUGGGACAUUGACAGCUGCACACACUGCUAUUGCUUGCAGGGCCAGACGCUGUGCUCCACAGUCAGUUGCCCUGCCCUCCCCUGCCACCAGCCAGUCACAGUGGAGGGCAGCUGCUGCCCCUUGUGCCCAGAGACUGUCCCCACUAACGUGCCCAUAGAGAAGACAGACCAGCAUGGAGACAGACUGAAACAUCGACCUGCUUGGCCUACGCACAGCGAGAACGACAUCAUGCCCCAGUUUAGAGCAGGCGACUUUGGCAGCCUGCAGAUGCCAUAUCUGGACGGGAAGACACCGAUGCCCAGUGAGGAUGCCAGCCUUCACUGGGCCUGGGUAGCACUGCCGAUCCUCAUGAUGGUGCUCACAAUUGCCACCCUGCUGUUAGUAAACCAGAGGAAGCAGUGGAUGCAUGUGCCUUGCUACCACACACCCUCUAAGCCCACAUGUCUGAAUAACCAGCUGGUGUACGUUGACUGCCAAAAAGGGACGAAGGUGCAGGUGGACAGCUCCCAGCGCAUGCUGCGCAUCGCCGACCCUGACUCACGCUACAGUGGAUAUUACAGCAUGCAGAAACAUAACAACCUGGAGGCAGACAACUUCUACCAGACUGCGUGAGCGAGAGCGGCCUGCGAUGAGUGAGAGAGAUUUAGAGAGAGACAGAGGGACUGGGGUCAGCCGCCAAACCUAGAGAGCACAUUAACAGAGAACUAUAAUUAAAAAGCUAUUAUCAUGGCUAAGAAAAUCCAGUGAUGGACAGUGCAACCAAGCAGAGCAAAGAGAACAGAGUUGAGACCCUGGUAAAACACAAUAAUCAUAAUACCCACAUUAAUCGAAUGCCACUCCAAAACGCACGCAGAUGACUAAAGGUCUCAUCAGGACGUGAUCAUGUUGCCAAGUCAGUCACUGCAGGAGUGUAUUUAUUUGAAUGGGAGGUGCUGAAUGCAUUUCCUUGGAUAUUUUUGUGUAUGUUAUAGUGAGAGUGUGUGUAUGUGUGUGUCUGUGGUUGGAGGUUAAUGAGUUCGAACAUGCAUAUUUGGGAUUAGGGCAGACUGGGGUGUUUUCAAAAGUGAUAUUUUUUGUGCAUUCCUGUUUUUUUACACAGUAAAAAAGCUAUUUGAAAAGUUUUUUGAAGAAAAAAAGAGAGAGACUCAAAUCAAGUGCGUGGUGUGAAUGUUGAACCAAAGCCUCUCUGGGAGGGAUGAGUCUCCGUGGUAGAGAAGAUACUGGACUAUGUGGAAAAACGUGAGAAGAGAAAGAGAAACGAACAAGGUGAAAAAGAGUGAGAGAGCAGACCGCUAGGACAUUUCCCUCUUCUUACAAUGACAGGGCUCAACUCCUUUUAGCCCCUUUAAAAGAGGAAUGGAGGACAACUGAGAAAGCAGCUCAGUGGAAAUUAGAUGUUCCUGCUUAGGUGGAUUGGUGUUGGUCUCUCUGCGUACAAUUAUAAGCUUUUUUCCCCUUUCACAUUACAGUCUUUUUUUAAUUUUAUUCAAGCAAAUAGACGCUUUCUCACACUCCCAGCAACAAUACACAUUGUGAGAAAGGGAGAAUAAAGGGUUGUUACAUGGGAUAAAUAUAAGAGGUAGUUAUACUGGUUUGAUGAGUCUAUGCUACAAGUGCUGCUUUUUUUACAGGUUGAGCUGUAGUAUCAAUCACAUCCCUGGGAAACAUGCAAGGAAACACAGACAAUACGAUGAAAAGACUUUCGCUAGAGGACUUUUGUUUGAGGCCAAAAAUGCUCUUUAAUCAAUUUCCCUAAUUUCUACAGAUUAUGAAACAGCUUCCUUCUCUGGAAGCUUUGAAAUGCUGUUGAAGCACCUUUUGUUAAUCCUUGCUUGAAAAAAAAAAAAAACUCUGCUUCCAAAUUGGCUUCAAAAUCCUACACACCUUAUAGGAACGUUUUAUGUACAUAUUAACACUAUAAUGAAUAGACAUGAGAUAUUGUGUGAGUAUAUAUGUGUGUGUAUGUUUGUGUUAGCAUGUAUGUACGUGUGUGCACACAAACGCACAUGCAUGCGCACAUUGACUCUGCUUCACCUGUAAAGUUCUCUGUUUCAUUUUUCUUACUGAAUGUAUUUAUGACUGAGUUUAAAAAAGAGAGAUUUCUAUCUACAGAAAUCUGAUCACGACAGGCAUUCCAUUGCCUAGCUUGUAUGAUAGUAAGUCGAAAGACAGACCCACAGAGGAAAAAAGUCAGAAAGAAAAAGACAAACAUCUCAUUCUAUUUGUUGUUUCCUAUUUUAUUGUUUUGUUUUCCAGUGGCUGUUCUCUCUUCCUUCCUCUGUUUUGUUUUAUUUUGUUUUUUGUCUUUUGUUUUGUUUUGUUUUUGUUUGGGUCCUCAGCUGAACCAAUUCAAUACUGUUUUAAACAGGCCCUCAUUGAUUUGCCCAUCUUAAAUAGCCGGGGAACAAAAGGUUACAUAAGUAAUGGUGGUCCUAUGAGUAAAUGCAGGACUGCCAGGGUGUACUUGCUUACUUGCUGAGGUGCUGAUAAUACUCUUAUUGAUGAUUCUUGAUUGAUUCUUUAUUGGCGAUAGGCUCAACAGCAAAAUCUGUCAAAGGUGUAUAGUGAGCACCGUUUUUUUCCAAAAGUGGCACUUGUCACCUCUUGACCUGCUUUUGAAUAUGCGUAUGUAGUUACUUCCAUCACCCAGUGUGUUAACCUGUCUCGAGCAGAUAGACUGAUAGGAUUAUUAAUAUGCUGUGGUGCCGAUGCACAUUUCUGCUGGUUUCAGCCACAUUGUGACAUGCUUGUGACAACUCCGGUCCCCAGCACAGUUACUUUUCUGACCAAUAAUGCAUGCAAUUCAAUGACUGAUCCGGCCAUAGUGAUGGCCAGUAAGAAAGCUGAAAGCACUAUAUCUGCAUCCGCUAGUUCUAGGCAGCUGAGCAAACAAGCCUUCUGCCUGUUUCUGUUCUUGCUGCAACAACACAGCAAAGGAACUUACCUUUUCAUUCUAGAGGCAUCAGCAGCUGUGUUUGUUUUUCAUUUUCUGUAAAGGUAAAGAAUGAACUUCAUGUAUUGCUAUUGGCAUGAUUUUGCUGUUAGGCUUUGUCAAUGCUUGUGGAAUAUGCUUUAAUUCCAAACAGUUAGGGUACUGAUUGCCCUUAAUUCCAAUACUUUCAGGGUCUUGCAGAACAAACUGCCAUGGUAUGACAGCAAUGGUUGACUUUUUCGUAUACUAAAAAUUCAAGAACUAGAAUUACAGUUACCCAAGUUGUAUCCUUUGAUGGUGCAAAUUUAACAAUAACAAGUCCACUUUAGGUCAUCCAGACGAGAAUGAGAAAGAUGACAUGCAUGACAUAGCACGACAUUGCUUUUUUGGCUACGCAGGUCACAGUCACAAGGUGCUGACUUUCCUGUUGGUACUUGGCAAGUAAACAAGCACAUGGAAGCUCCACUAGUUCUGAAGGAAACAGCCCUGGCAGUCUGGAAUGUAAGGAAGUAGAACGUUAUAUUUGAUCAACAGUCUUUAAAUGGGCUAUUAUGGUAGCCAGAUAAUCCAUCUAUACAUGACAAUCUGCAUAAUCGUAGUAGUUUACUCCGCUAUUACUUGGCAAGCUAUUAUGACUAUACACAGUUUGGAGCAAAGUGACUAUGUAAAUCGCUUAAACAGCACUGUGCUCCCUGCCAAGGACAAGUGUCUUUUAAUUAAAAGAUAUACUUCUUGUUAUUCCCUCCAGCCCUUGUGCUACAAGUGGACACUCACAUACCACUCCUGAUGUAGGUAAGUGCAAGUCAACAAGGGCAUGUUGAAAACAGUUUUGGACUGCAGGUUAUGUCUCUUUGCUUUUUUCCUUGCCCUCUGUUUUGAUCUGACAGUGUGAGUUGUUGGUUUGCGGCUCCAUUGUUUUCUCAGUCACGGGCCCCUGCAGGCGUCAGAACUACUGGAACCUCGGCACACAAGUUGAAUCCCAAACAAGGCCCCUUGUUAGGCACUAGACAGGGUGCAAAGCCAAUGGUUCACACCCUAGGCAGUCAGGCUAUCAUGAGUUGGGGGCCAGUCAGGAUUGAACCAUAAGAUGUUGAAAAUAGGGGGAGGGGCCGGGCUCUAGGGCUAGUACUUGUUGGUUGUGUCUAAAAUAUCUUGUCUGAUAAUGUUUGUAGAACUAUACUUUUGGCACUUUUAUAUAGUUUAAUGAGUAACCUCUGGGUUUUCCUUUUUUUUUUUCCUAACAAAUGCUUUUCAUAGAAAAAGUUGCCCUUUUGUGUUCUGAAAACUUUGCGAGACCCUGUGCAGUACAGCCAUGAGCUGUUUAUAAUAUACACUAGCUUUCAAAUUUUAUGGACGCAUGUGGUCAUAUUUGUACAGGUGGCAUAAUGGCGUACUGUGAUGGGAAACUGAGCGAAGUAAAUGGGAAUAUUUACUCUUUAUCUUCUGAGAGUACACAGAGAGAGGGCUAUAAACCUGUUUCCCUCUGGUGAAAUCACACAGCUUCUCUCCAAAUUGUAAACACUGCAGCUUAUUGAACGUUCUGACUCUCAGUCACGGCAAGUGAAGAGACUUGAGAUAAACAAGCAGUGGAACAGAGAGACGUAAACAAUUGUUUUGUGGACCAAAAACCACAGAGCUGAAUUCCAACCUGAUAUGACAAUUUUCAGUGAGAUGUAUUAAAAAUUGAUGAAUGCAUUAGACUCAAUAUGCAACUCAGUUUCAAGUUUAAAAUUAACACUGCCUGUUACAAAGCAACAUUUACUAUUAAGUGCUCCUGAACAGGUUUUGGUUACACCACUACUGCCUAUCUUUUCAAAUUGGACUGUUUUAGUGCAGACAUACUGAGCCUUGUCUAAUGACUGAGGAGAACCAUUGACUGAUUCCUCUUCCAACAGUUCUGCCUGUUCAAAGGGUCUCGCAGGGGCUUUUAUUUUAUUUAAAUUUUUUUCAGUGCAUCCUUCAAGUAUUGUUGUAAAUACUUGAGUGUCACUCGCCAAAACAAAAUAAAAAAAAGACAAAAAAGGUUGGAAAGAGGUAAAAAAUUUAAAAGAUUUAAUUUAUUGUUUUAAAUACCUUAGUAAUUUAUUUUCAAGCAGAACAAUUGAGCAUAUAGGAAUUUGAAUCAAAGACACAGCUGAAAUCGUGCGACAGUUUUGGUGUUGUCUUGGUCUCUCAAAGAAGGUUUUAAGAAUGGUUAGAUUUAACGAUAUGGGACACAAUUUAUCCUCCACUCUUAGGCUGUUUUCCCCCUCUCCCCAUUUUAUUCUUUUCCUGGAACACUGCUCUUUCCAUUUGGGAACAGCAGGCAGGCCUGGUCCUGUGUUCCACUAAGUAAGCUGAAUAAAUUUGGAGACAUUUCUCUCCUGAUCUCUUCCUUCCUACUCAGUCUGUCCACAGAAAACACACACACAGCCUUUUUAACUUUGUAUACUACUGGUGUUGUAUGCUCAUGUAAAAAAAAAAAAGUAAGAAUUGUCGAUAUUGGUAAUGAUAUUGCAGAUUUCUAAAGAGGGUAGAUGAAGAUUUGACUCAGAAUUCCUGUAGCACAGCAGAUCUUUUCAAUUUCUUGUAUUAUUUUGUUUGUUUCUUCGCAGCACAAAUAAAUACUUUUUAAAUA
Messenger RNA from Pangasianodon hypophthalmus (striped catfish), 8618 nucleotides. RefSeq names its product cysteine rich transmembrane BMP regulator 1 (chordin-like) (gene crim1). Lineage: Eukaryota; Metazoa; Chordata; Actinopteri; Siluriformes; Pangasiidae. The transcript has 17 exons. The record is from RefSeq and is a predicted model, not a curated record. The coding region runs from base 559 to 3681 and encodes 1040 amino acids. Gene Ontology annotation, cellular component: extracellular region. Gene Ontology annotation, molecular function: protein binding; serine-type endopeptidase inhibitor activity.